Molecule: messenger RNA, 6597 nt
Organism: Cornus florida
Lineage: Eukaryota; Viridiplantae; Streptophyta; Magnoliopsida; Cornales; Cornaceae
Exons: 3
Coding region: 519-1682 (387 amino acids)
Molecular function (GO): nucleic acid binding; zinc ion binding
Source: RefSeq, a predicted model, not a curated record
UUUUGAGCCCAAGGUUGCACAUGACUGGUCCUGUUGCACAUGACUGGUCCUUGAUGGACGCGUCAAGUGGGUGUGUGAGGAAACGUAGGGUACACGUGUGUGAAAAUGGAGUGGGAGUUGUUCGGAUGACAAGUGCUAGCAUUCCCUACUCAUCGGUGACACGUGUGAAUAUGAGUUUGAGCUUGAAAGACUGUGAGGAGGUGUGCUUGAAGAAUUGUUCUUAUAAUGGUUACACGAGUGGCUGAUAUAAGUGGAGAAGGGAGUGGGAGUGGGUGUGUUACUUGGCAACGCACCGGUGUGUUACUUGGCAUGGUGCGUUGGUGGAUACAAGAGUGUUUUAAAAUUGAGGCUAGGAUAUAUACACGUGUUAAUGCAGUUGAAGUAGCUCAAUAUUCCAAGUUGAAAGGCAAUAAUGGCAAGAAGGCGACGGUGGCCAUUCUGGUACUGUCUGUUGUUGUUGGGUCAUUUCUCACAAUCUUCUUAGCAUAUUGGUUUGAGAUGAAGAAGAGGAAAGUACGAUGUCACAGCAUGAGGAAACCAGGGAAGUUGGCCUUAGGCCGACUAGGGGUGAUGUUGGCGAGAGCUCCAGCUCUAAUCCGGAUGAGCUAAAUGAUGAUGACACACUUCUUAGGGACUUGAUUCCCCCAAGAUUUAUCCCCACAAGGAGGAAAAAUGUUGAAGCACCCGUAGAAGUGGGUAAAGGUUCUAUGGCACUGGAGUUGAAUUGUUUGUUGCAAAGUGCCGUGAGGGCAAUGAUUGCGGCUCAAUCGCAGUCGGCACCACAACCUACAGUUCAAGUUGAGGAGACGCCAGCUCAGAAGCGUCUUAAGAUCAUUAAGGGGUUCUCUCAAUUGAUGCCAGUCAUGUUUGAGGGUGGUGCGGAUCCAAUGGUAGCAGAAGACUACAUGGAUCAAGUUAAGACUCAGUUGACCUCCAUGGAUAUGACAGAGGAUCACUUGAAGAUCAUCCUAGCAACUUACAAGUUUGCUAAAGAUGUUAAGCUCUGGUGGAAGUCAGUUAUAAGUCGGUAUAAGGUGGAAGAAAUGAGUUGGGACAAGUUUAAGGAAUUGUUUUAUGAAAAGUACUUUCUGAUUUCUAAAAGAUGGGAGCUAAAAGAUCAGUUUCUGGGCCUUAUCCAAGGCAACAUGUCAGUGGCAGAGUAUGAGAACAAAUACACUUUACUUUCUCGCUUCGUUCCGGAAAUGGUAAAGGAUGAAGUCGACAAGACUCAGAAGUUUGUUUCCGAUCUUAAUGAAAGAAUAAAGCCGUUGAUAAUGGCACAAUUUAUCAAGGUUUAUUCUGAAGCAGUGGAAAGGGCUUUAAUGCUGGAGGCUGACAUUAAAGAUAAGGACGAGAAAAGAGAGCAGUGGAAGCAAAAGAGGGGUGCAGGGCUAUCAUCAGAAGGAUUUUCUUGGAAGAAGAACAAGGGUGGUUCGUUUCAGUUUCAGGGGCAGCAAUCUGCACGAUUUGCUCCUACCACUCCUAUGCCAGUUGGAUCUGACAAGAGUGGAGUUGUUUGUCUUCAGUGUCAGCAGCUAGGGCAUUACAAGUCCAGUUGCCCUAUGAGAUCAUCUUCAGUUUCUUCAGCUCCAAAGGCUCGUUGUGGGUGUGGCCAGCAGGGUCACUUGCUUCGAGAUUGUCUGAGUCAGGGAGUAGGUACUGGCAGUGGCAGAGGAUCAUGAGAGAGACCGUCACAGUCGGCUAUAGUGCAGUCAGGGUUCAGACCGCCACCACCACAGCCUGCUAUGUCUUCUCAGGGUUCACGACCUGUUAGGAGGGAUGCCCCUACUGUGUCGGUGCAGCAAUCCAGUAUUCAGGGUGGCAGUUCUCAGGCACAAGUACAGCAAGGCCGUGUCUUUGCACUUGCAUUGGCUGAUGCAUCUUCUGGAGCGUCAGUUCUUUGAGGUAUCUUUCCAGUGUUUGGUUCUUGGGCUCGCAUUCUUUUUGACUUUGGUGCAUCUCAUUCCUUCAUUUCAUCAUCAUUUGCACUUGCAUUGGAGUUAGAGGUUAGUUUCAUGGAUGAGGCGUUGUGUGUUGAUACACCAGUUGGGGUUUCAGUGUCUUUGAAUCGAGUUGUGCGGAAUUGUUCCAUUGUGAUCGUUGGACGGACUUUUGUGUUUGACCUUAUCUUUCUGGAGAUGACUAGUUUUGAUGUCAUUCUCGGGAUGGAUUGGUUUGCUUUCUUUCGUGCCACAAUCGACUGUUACAGAGGAAGAGUCACAGUUCGCACUCCUGAGGGAGACUGUUUCUUUUUCGUGGGGGAUCGGAGUGAUUCCCAACCUUCAUCAUUGUAUAGACUUCGAGAACGAAGUCGUGGAGACUAUUUCUUGGCUAGUCUUCUAGCUGAAGAAGAUGAUGUUGUAGGAGAAGACUAUCCAGAGGUAGUUCGUGAUUUUCUGGAUGUGUUUCCGGAGGAUUUGACAGAGUUACCUCUACACCGAGAAGUGGAGUUUACGAUUGAUUUGAUGCCCGGUACCACACCAAUUUCUGUGGCACCGUAUUGUAUGGCACCCAUUGAAUUGGAAGAGUUGAAGAAGCAGUUUGAUGAUUUGAAGAUGAAAGGUUUCAUCCGACCAAGUGUGUCGCUGUGGGGCGCACCAGUCUUGUUUGCUAAGAAGAAAGAUGGUUCUUUGAGGUUGUGCAUUGAUUACCAAAAAUUGAAUCACGCCACCAUCAAGAACAAGUAUCAUUUGCCAAGGAUAGACGAUUUGUUUGACCAGUUGAGGGGAGCUAGUUGUUUCUCGAAGAUUGACUUAAGGUCAGGCUAUUAUCAGUUACGGGUUAGGGAUGAGGAUAUCCCAAAAAUAGCGUUCCGUAUACGAUAUGAACACUAUGAGUUCCUUGUUAUGCCUUUUGGCUUGACUAAUGCGCCAGCGGCAUUCAUGGACUUGAUGAACCGCGUCUUUUAUGAUUACUUGGAUCAGUUUGUGGUAGUUUUCGUGGACGACAUUCUUGUGUACUCACGGACUCGAGAGGAGCACGAGAUCCAUUUGAGUACUGUUCUACAGAUUUUAUGAGAACACCAAUUGUAUGCCAAAUAUGAGAAGUGCGAGUUUUAGCUACAAGACGUGAAGUUUUUGGGACACGUUGUUUCGGAAGAUGGAGUGUCGGUUGAUCCAUCAAAGGUUGAUACUGUCUUGAAUUGGGAGCAACCUAAGAAUGUGUUUGAGAUCCGGAGUUUUCUUGGUUUAGCGGGUUAUUAUCAGAGAUUUGUGAAAGAUUUCUCUCGUUUGGCAGCUUCUAUGACCCGUUUGACCCUAAAAGGAAUCAAGUUUGUGUGGAAUGAAGCCUAUGAGUCAUCUUUUGGUGAUACCUGAGCGUAGCUUGGGUUAUGUGAUCUAUUGUGAUGCUUCACGUGAUGGGUUGGGAUGCGUGUUGAUGCAGGAUGGUAGAGUAGUGGCUUAUGGGUUUCGACAGUUAAAGACUCAUGAGUACAACUACCCUACUCAUAAUCUGAAGUUAACGGCAGUUGUGUUUGCACUGAAGUAUUGGAGAUACUAUUUAUAUGGUGAGAGAUUCAAGGUAUUCUCGGAUUACAAGAGUCUCAAGUACCUUUUCUCCCCAAAGGACUUGAAUAACAGACAGAGAAGAUGGGUUGAGUUCUUGGAAGAUUACAAUUUUGAUCUGCAGUAUCAUCCGGGUAAGGCAAAUGUAGUAGCGGAUGCCUUGAGUCGGAAAUCUCGUGGAACUUUGGCUGGAUUAGCUAUUCGAAAAUGGAAGAUGCUUAAUGAUCUGGCGGAGAUGGGAUUGUAUUGUGUUGACGACGAUGGUUGCGGUGAAUCGGAAUUUUUGUUUAGUCUUGUGGCUCAGCCUACUCUUGUUGUGCAAGUGAUUGAGUCACAGAGAUAGGAUUCUGAUUUGGACGCCAUUCACACUUUAAUCUCCAGUGGUGAGACAGUGAAAGAUUGGACCUUGCAUGCAAAUGGGGGUCUACGGUUUAGGGGUUUGUUAGUGGUUCCCACAGUUUGUCGUAAGGACAUCUUACGGGAGUUUCACACUUCCCGCUUUGCAGUUCAUCUAGGUGGUACCAAGAUGUAUCACAAUUUGAGGCGUCAGUAUUGGUGAAACGAGAUGAAAAAGGAUGUUGCACAAUUUGUGGCAAAGUGCCUUACCUGUCAAUAGGUGAAGGCCGAGCAUCAGAAACCAGCUGGGUUGUUGCAACCAUUGCCUGUAGCGCAGUGGAAAUAGGAACAUAUUGCUAUGAAUUUUGUGAUAGGCCUUCCAAGGUCACGGAGAGACAAUGAGGCCGUAUGGGUUAUCAUUGAUAGACUAACCAAGACGGCUCACUUUUUGCCUAUCAAAGCAACAGAUGAUGCAGAGGCACUUGGUAAUCUUUAUGUAAAGGAGAUUGUAAGGUUACAUGGAGUCCCAGUAACCAUUGUCUCAAAUAAGGAUGCCAAGUUCACUUCGAAGUUCUAGGAAGGACUUCAAGUAGCGUUUGACUCAGCGUUGGACCUUACUACGGCAUUCCAUCCACAGACGGACGGCCAGUCGGAACGUACCAUCCAGAUUUUGGAGGAUAUGCUUCGGGCAUGUGUACUUGACUUGGGUGGUAGUUGGGAAGAUUAUCUACCGCUUAUUGAGUUUGCCUACAACAACAGUUAUCAGACGAGCAUCGAGAUGGCUCCAUUUGAGGCGUUGUACAGCAGACCUUGUAGGUUUCCAGUUUGUUGGAUGGAGGUGGGCGAGACAGCCGCCUUAGGACCUGACAUUGUACUCGAGACCACCGAGAAGAUUAAAUUGAUCCGACAGAGAUUGCUCACAGCUCAGAGCUGAUAGAAGAGCUAUACAGAUAGACGGCGACGAUCGUUAACUUUUGAGGUGGGAGACCAUGUUUUUUUGCGGGUUUCUCCAUGGAAAUGAUUGAUGAGAUUUGGAAAAAGUGGCAAGUUGUCGCCACGGUUCAUUGGACCAUUUGAGAUUUUGGACCGCGUGGGAGAGGUGGCCUAUAGACUUGCAUUGCCACCACAGAUGGACAGGGUUCACAAUGUUUUUCAUGUGUCGAUACUGCGAAAGUAUGAACCAGAUCCAUCUCACAUUUUGGAUUGGGUUGAUGUAGAUGUCGAUGAAGAUGUCUCCUAUAAAGAGGGACCAGUGCAGAUCCUUGACACACGACAAAAGGUGUUAAGGGGUAAGAUAAUAUCGCUAGUGAAAGUUCUUUGGCGACACCAUGGAGUCGAGGAAGCUACUUGGGAGGUUGAGCAAGAGGUUCGCUCCAAGUAUCCGAUGUUGUUUUCUUCCUCAGGUAUGGCCUAAUUUCGGAGACGAAAUCCUUUUAAGUUGGGGAGAUUAUGAUGUUUCUAAUUUUCAACAUUUUUCUUUUCCGGACUUCCGUUGAUGCAAAGGUAUUUUUGUGAUUUCACGUUUUGCGUACGGGAUUGUGGUUGGGUCCAAUUGCAUUUUGUGCAUUUUAAUUUAUAUGAUCAUGUGGUGUUUACUUAGUGGUGCAUGUAUUUUAAUGUGUGGUGCAAAUUGAGACAAAAGAUAAAGAGAAAAGAAAUAAAAUUUGUGGGACCCUUCACUAUAGUUAAAGUGGUCUAGAGACCACAAUUCUGCCUUCUCAUUUCUCUCUCCUUUAGCUUCAUUCUCUCUCUCAUUUUCCUUCAUUUCAUUUGAGAAACAAACUUUGGAUCUUGAUUUCUCCUUCAAUCUUUGAAGAUUUUGAAUGUCGUUUGAGGCAAAAUGGAGAGCACGACGAGCUCUACACGUUCAUACCAACAAUUCCAACUUUGAGCCUCCCUAGGGAAUUCGAAAUUAGGGACCCAUUUUAAGGGUUUUGCAUCAACUUGAGAUAGGGGCUUCCUAAUCCGCAUAUUCUUGCACUUUUGUGAGUCAAAUUACUUGAAUUGUGACUUAGCAUGCUUAUUUGUGCUAAUUGUAGUUUGAAAUGAUUUAAUUGUGUAUAUAUGGUUAUGUGAGGACAUGUAUUAAAUGUGUUAUGUGGAAAGCAUGCUUAUAUGAUGAAUUUAUAUGCUUAUUAUGUUGUUUAUAUGCUAUAUAUGAUGGAUGAAGGCAUGCUUUGUUGUGUCAUGUGAGAAUCCUUUAUUAUUAAAGCAUUAAAAGUAUGAGACAUGCAUGUAAGUCAUUGGGUUUCAUGAUGGGUAAUGUUUUGGAUAAAGUAAAAAGGGGAUUUCCGGGAGAAAAUUGUUUUGAAUCGGUUUUGAGAAAACCCGGUUGCCGAGGGGGUACCAAAGGGCCGGAGUGUUAAUAUAGCCUAGAGGGAACUAGGGUGUCACCCUAGCGUGAUUGAGCUAGCUGGGCCCCAUUAAGACGCCGCGAGGGUACCAAGGGUCAGGGACACUAGCCAAUCAUUUUCUCGUGUCGCUGCGGGGUCACCAAAGGGCGGGUUAUAUUAACAGUUUGAAAGUGAUGAUUUUAAAUGUGAAAAAAAAAUGAGGAGCGACAUCGGCAUGCAUUGCAUCCCCAUUGCAUUAUAUUAUUUAUGUUGAGAUUGGAAACCAUGUUGUAAAUUUCCCGACAUUGUAUGACCCCAUUUUCCAUGGUUCUAUUCUUUGUUUUGGAUUCACAGGGACUUAAGAGGUGCGUCUUAGGCGCCACUUACUGAGCAAAUUGCUCACCCCACCAUAUUUAAAUUCU